This is a messenger RNA of Colossoma macropomum (tambaqui), 3161 nucleotides long. It is a transcript of the gene tbcb, whose product is annotated as tubulin folding cofactor B. The transcript has 7 exons. Gene Ontology annotation, cellular component: cytoplasm; microtubule plus-end; nucleus. The record is from RefSeq and is a predicted model, not a curated record. Gene Ontology annotation, molecular function: alpha-tubulin binding; microtubule plus-end binding. Gene Ontology annotation, biological process: cytoplasmic microtubule organization; tubulin complex assembly; post-chaperonin tubulin folding pathway. NCBI's taxonomy places the organism in Eukaryota, Metazoa, Chordata, Actinopteri, Characiformes, Serrasalmidae. Bases 267 to 1007 code for a protein of 246 amino acids.
AACGGAGGCGGGUGGGCGGAAAGUUCCAGAAGCGGCGACGAAAGAUCCGUGUCGGUGUUAGCCAGUUAGCUUCAGAGGAGAGGGCGCAGUAUAGACAGUCUGUGUCCAAAAGGCACGUUUUAGUUUUAUCGUUGGGAUUAAAAAGCAGCAAAUUCAAGAAUAAACCGAGAACGGAAUUGUUGGGGUUCCAGGUUUCCCUUUAAAUCACAAGGAAAAUUAGCAAAAGCCAGCCCCAUUGAUCAGAGAUCAGGUUGGCAACUGGGAAAAUGGACGAGAGUGUGACAGUGAUCAGUAACCCGACGGUGUCUGUGCGUUUGACCAGCACCCUCAGCUCCUUCGAAGUGAACCGGAGAUUCAACAGAGGGAUCACAAUCGCAGAGUUUAAGAGCAAGCUGGAGCUCGUGAUUGGCUGCCCUGCUGCCUCCAUGGACCUUCAGUUGUUCAGCACCUCAGACAAGUUCUUGCAAAAUCUUGAUGAUAAUGAAGCUCUGUUGGGUUCCUACCCUGUAGAUGAUGACUGCAGAAUACACGUGAUUGACCGCAGCGGUACUUUAACUGGAGCAUUCAGUGAUUUAUCCAAGGUGGAGAAAUAUGAGAUUUCUGAAGAAGCAUAUGAGAAGAGAGCAGACUCGCUGCGGACUUUCAAAAAGAACAUGAAGGUGGGACGCUUUAACGAGGAGAACAUGGCCAAGCAUGAGGAGGCACAAGCGCAGAAAGAGGAAGAGGAGAAAGCUGCAUUGGCCUCUAUCACUGUCGGAAAGCGCUGUCAGGUUCAAGUCGCCGGACAGCCCACUAAGAUCGGCACAGUUAUGUUCGUGGGUACGACAGAUUUCAAACCAGGCUACUGGGUGGGUGUGAAAUAUGAUGAGCCUCUUGGGAAAAACGAUGGCAGUGUGAAUGGGAAGCAGUACUUUGAGUGUGCGCCAAAGUACGGUGCAUUUGUGAAGCCUCUGUCCGUGACUGUGGGAGACUUUCCGGAGGAAGACUAUGGCCUGGAUGAGAUGUAGACUUCAUUUUCUGAAGGGCUGUCAGGCUGAAAAAAACCCAAAACGCCGCCUGUAAGGAUGAACUCUGACUCUGGGCAGUGUAGUAUCAGCCUGCGACUGAACGUUUUUUCCUCUGUUAUCACAACUAAUCAUUGUUUAGUUUUCGGCCCGUCUGUAACAGGCCGAAAAAGUGGCCUUCACACAAUCAAGAAACCAUGCGUUAAGUUAAUUCUUUGCAAACUAAAACAGUGAUUUUUGAUGACUUCUGCGCUGAGGCCACUGGCGGAGAGCCGUUUAUUAGUUGAGGACAGGAGAAGGCGCUAAGUUAACCAACAGGCAAAUCAGCUGAGCCUGAAUUAGCAGAUCGAUUGUUCUUUGCGAAGCGUUUUGCCGCAUGUUGGUUGUGCAUUUUUUUAUUUCUGAAGUGUUUUGCUUAACAUAAGUGUUUUCUGACUCGUCAUCCUCAGCAGCUCCUUUUAAUAAAAAGGGGAAGUCCAGCGAUUUUUCAAAAUUUCUGCACAGUUUAGUCAUUGAGCUGUAAACAAAGUCAUUUAAAGUGGUAGAGAAAUGAACAGAUUCAGAUUUCUUUACAGUGGUGGUGACAGGAACCAGGGGUCACAAUGUCUACAACACAAAUAUAGCCGUUUUAUAUUUACUAUCCAAAAUGACAAAGGAACCUACACCUCUUCUGAGUUUUUAUAUGUGAUGGUGAUAGCAAAAUAGUGAUAAACCCCCUUAAUAAUAACCCCCUUGAUAACCCCCUUGAUAAACUUGCUCUGCAAGUACCUCUCCACUAUGAAUUGAUUUUUAAAAAUAUGUUUUAGGUCAAAAUCUGAUCAGUUAAACUGUGGUAAAACAAUGUCUCGAACAUCAGGCAGCGCACUUGUACCGUUUUGUUUAAUAACUGUUUUUGAGCUAUAUUUUAGAAGUCUUAAGACUCUUCAGACGGCUGGUUCCAUUCACCCCCCCCUGUGUCUCCGUAAGAAUGGUUUAUUUUACAUCAAACCAUUUUAAAUGACAAUGUAAUUAUGCAGAUUCUUUUGCAGAUUUUGUUUUCAAAUGUAUGUAUGUAUAAUAUGUAUAAACAUUUUUGGACAUUCUAACAGACUGUUUAGAAAAAAAGUCCUUGAUUUUCCAUGCUUGUAUUUUUGUCCCCUCAUCUAGAUGUUAAUAGUGCACUACCUUGUCUGUUUCUUUGUUUCACUUCUUGUGGUUUCAGAGCAAAUAAUCUGUGUUUGGCUCUUCAGAUGAAUCACAUAACAAGUCUCAGCCUUACAGUAAAUACAGACACAGGACAGUGAUUUGUUCCCCUACAGAAUAAAGAGGUUUUGCACAGCAGAUUCUGAAUGGAGACUUGAGGAGGUAGCUGCUCUGUAAGUUUACAAGUUGCACUAAUGCAUGAACCUGCCUUAAUUUCAGCACCGAAUAAAGAGGUAAUGUUUUCGGUUGGCCAGCAGGCAGUCCACCAUUCCCUGUUUCACUGCAUAGUUUCAGCACCAAAAGUGAAAACAGCUUUCUGACCAAUGUCCAGCUUCCACUGGGUCACUAUUCACCAGUUAGGAUACAUAAAAUAAUGUGGAUUAAGUCACUUUUGCAAUCCUGAGUGGUUUUACUUUUUUUUUGUCUUGUGGAUUUCAACUCAAGGUAGUUAGUGAGCCACAAUGUAAAGACAAGCCAAACACACAGCGGCAGUGCUGAAAUAAAACUGAAUGUUUUGUACGUGUUGGAACUUGAAUGUUUGUGGUGAAACCUCGAAGUUUAGUAGUUUUGAAUUGAGCUUUUAAUGUACCUGUGCAGUGUCAGCCAUGCAGAUACAUUGAAGUCUUCUGUAAAGCACCAUAAGCGAAUCUCCUGAAAUCUAUAUUUGCAUCAUUUAAAAGCUUUCCAUUUUGGGCUUGUCGUUUUUUAUUUGCAUUUUUAUUUAAAACAUGUCUGAGCUCGACACUGUCUGAUUCACUCUCAGUGGUUCCAGUAGACUAAAUUUGUUUAAACACCGAAAAAUCUGCUGUCUCAGCGUUUUGUAUGCCAGAAUGUGAUCAUGGCUUCUGCUAGAAUAAACAACCAACAUGAAAAGCUUGCAAAUACUUGUGGUGACUGUGAUGAACUUGUUCAGUAGGCAGAGGGAUUCAUAAACUGUCAUAAUUAUUCAAUUAAAAAAACCUGAUUAUGAUUGAC